CUGAUUGGCCCUAAUCCAUUAGAUAUGCAUGACUCCCUAUGUAAAUGCUGCAGAUCAAUUCCUUACUGAGCUCAUUAAAUUGUUCUUUGAGAACGGAACACAGCAGACGCAGAGACAAUUUACUCCCGUGUUAUCAAGUCAUAACAGUCCUUGAAGAUUCCUUAGCAACCAAUUCAUUUGAGUGUUUGCGGUUUGUAAACUAUUCAAUCAUCAUGGCGAGUAUGGCAGCAAAGAUGAUUUUAGGCAACAAAUUAAAAAGCGCCACAGGUGAGAUUGGAAAGAUGGCAGGAGGGGAAGAAGACGAAGAUGAGGAAGAUAAAGAAGCACAGUUGUUAGAGGAACGAAGACUACAAGAGGAGGAGAGGAAACAAAAACAUAUAAAAAAAGAAGCAGAGAGAGAAGAAGUACGACAAGAAAUAAGAAAUAAAUAUGGUUUAAAGAAAAAAGAACAGUUUGUGAUACCCGAUGAUCCCGGCCGAUUGACGAGGAAGAAAAAAACCCCUGAAGAACUCGCAGCGGCCCAAAAUGCCGACGAUGAUGAAGAAGGCAUCAUGGGCCAGAUUCUGAGUUACGUCAAUCCAAUAGCGUCUCGGUUCGGCUUUUCCUUUGGUGGAGAAGAGGCAGAAGAAAAGAAGUAGGGUGAAUUAGUUGUUAAGGGCAAUACAAUAUGCUACUCACGAAAAAAUAUCAUCCGAAAAACAUUACAUCUGCUGGAACAUUGUGAUUACUUGAUGAGAAAUUAUUUUGAUACCCUUCCUCACCGUCAUUAUUUUCAUUAGAAUCAACAUCAAUUUUUAUCAUCAUCAACAUAAUUGUCAUCAAAAUUAUCAUAUUUUUAUUAUCAGCACAUUUAUCAUUAUCAUUGUAAUCAUCAUCAUUGUCAUCUUCAAGAUCAUCAUCUGCAUUAUGAUCAUUAUCUUUGAGAUCAUAUUAUCUUCAAGGUUAUCAUCUUGAUCAUGAUUAUCUUUACUUACCACAAUCAUGAUGGUAGUCAUAUAUAUUGAUAAUGAUGUUGAUCAUCAUAAUCAACCAUCAUCCUUAUUAUCAUCAUCAGUAUCAACAUCAUCAUCAUUAUCAUUGCAAUCAUGAUUAUUAUCAUCAAAAUCAUCAUUAUCAUCACUUAUCAUCGUCAUCAUAAUACUCAUCAUAAUCAUAUCAAUAAUCACCAUUCUGACUCCUCCCCGGCAACCCUACCCGCCCGAACCCAUUUUUAAAUUUUCAACCCUAUUUUAUAGGUUGAGUUUAUAAUUAAUUUUAUUAUUAUUAUCAUUAUUGAUAUAUUGAUAAUUAGAGUUAUUGUAGUCGAUAGUAAAUACAUGUUUGUAUCCCACCAAACGUGCAAUAGAUAAAGAUACGUACAAUUCCUCAUUUUUGUUGUUAACAUUUCCAAGUGUGUCCCAGUUCUUAUUGUGUUAAGGUGCUCUAUAAAGUUGGAAUCUGUUUAUAGAAAAUUGAAUAUUAAAACUAAUAUGUACAAAUGAAAAGCUUUGAAAAAGUAUUAUAAUUGGAAGUAUUGGUAGUUGACUUUACUUGUCAUAUUCAAAAAUGUUGGAUGACCAAGUUGUGUAAUUUAUUACGAUAUCUGUCUGUUAGAAAAGUACUUGUGUAUGAUCUUACUUACUAAGUGUUCACAUAAAAAGUAUAAAUUCAUUUUCUGCGGUAAAGACUAAAAUGAAGACUUUCCCUGAUUUAUGAGUACACUGUGUGGUUAAUUAACUCCCUUUUGAAAGGAGAUGAGUUGUAUCAUAGUUAUUUAUAUCAGUUAGAAAUCAUAUCUAUUUAAAGGACCAAAUUCUUUGCCACCUGGAAGGAGAAUGUUGUGGCCAUUUCAUUUUGAGAUCAAGCAAGUUGUAUUGUUCUAAGAUUAUUGUUUAAGCAAAAGAUUAUAGAAUUGCAAAAGGUUCGACUGGCUUGAUUUUGUAUCCACGUAAUAGGGGGCGCCCUAUUCGAAUAGAGUUCACUCAAAACUCGUCUUUUAAGGACACAUUAUGUUUCAAUGAAACCACGAGAGUCGGACCUCUUGCAGUUGUAUUAUCUUUCAGUGGCAUAUCGCUAUCUAUAUCCAGGUAUUUAUUUAUUUAUUGUUCUAUUAUUGUGGUGUACAGUUUUCAAUUCACACCAAAACUGUAAUUAAUAUUCUUAUCUGAAAACCAUAUCUUAAAUUCCAUUUUGAUACCAGUUAAGAAUUUAUGUUUAAAUUAUGUUGACAUUUGAAAGCAAUGAUUAAAAUGUAUUCUUUGUAGACUAAAAUUGCAGAUAUUUUUAAAAGCUUUCUUGCAUGUCAUUCCUUCUUCUCAUACAGGUAAAGUACUUAACUAUAUAUACUUUACGUGGAAAUUUCCUUGAAAAGCAUGUGAAAUCAAGUGUGGAAAAAUGUUAAUUAAAAUCCAGUGUAGUCUGUAAUGUAUGUGUAAUUGUAGACAAAAAUAAAAACAAACAAAAACAGGAAA
Molecule: messenger RNA, 2450 nt
Organism: Anneissia japonica
Lineage: Eukaryota; Metazoa; Echinodermata; Crinoidea; Comatulida; Comatulidae
Product: putative complexin-1
Exons: 5
Coding region: 45-638 (197 amino acids)
Biological process (GO): synaptic vesicle exocytosis; regulation of neurotransmitter secretion; neurotransmitter transport
Cellular component (GO): SNARE complex; terminal bouton
Molecular function (GO): syntaxin binding
Source: RefSeq, a predicted model, not a curated record